AUGCCUUCAGACUCUAAAGCACAAGCUUUGCUAAUCAUAGAGCAGAUAUAUCUCGAUAUCCACCUUGCCUCUCAGCCAAAGAAUGAAAAUUCAACAGAUUGUAGCUCAGCGACCCCUAACAUCUUCAUGGACACAGCAGAGCGCAUCCUCAAAUCCGUUAGCGAAGCAAUGAUGCGGCAAGAAGAUCCAUGCAGCAUGCAGCUGCAACGCCUUAUAGAUCUAGGCAAAUCACUAGGCUGGAUGAUGCUAUCUAUCUGCAGCCACUCAACGCACUUCGUCGAUGCUGCCAACGAUAACGAUAAGCUCUGGCAGGAACUUUACACUCUAAUCGGCUCAAACGCCAUCAGCAUCGAACUUUUUGCGAAAACCCGCCGCCUGAGCUGGCAUCCCAUCCUCCCCCGCGCGCUCCGACCAGGUGAAGGGGGAAAAUUAACAGUCAAUUCAUGGGAACCGUACUACCCCUACGUCAUCAAACUAGAUGCAUGCGCCAUCUACCACCCCAAAUACUACGGUCUGAAACAGCAAAACAUCACCAAAUCAGUCUACAUGAUUACAGAGCGCUUCGAUCCUUCCCAGAACCUCCGUCGCCAACCUAGCGAUGGCAACUGCGCUAUGUGCGGAAGCCCACAGCUAUGCGCAUGCAAUAUACAGCUAGCAGAUGAAACAAAUCCACUCCUCGAGCUGCGCGAGUACCCAGACCGCGGCGUCGGUGUCCGCCAGUAUGUCGGCGAAAUCCGCGAGCCGGCAGCUCGUAAAGGUACUACAUAUGCACUCCAUCAUACCCUGCGUGACCGGUCAAUUGGCGUCAUCGAUGCAGCCAUUUAUGGGAAUUGGACUAGGUACAUGAACCACUCGUGUCGGGCAGGGGUGAUUUUCGUCUCAGCGGUAGAAGGUUGCCGGUAUAAAGAGGAGGCGGAAGUUGGAGCGAGGGAGAGGGUGAAAGAAGACUUGAAAGGAGAAGAUGUGAGAAGGAGCUACGUGAACCUAGAUACCACCCCAAUUCGAAAAAUUUCCUACGACUCAGAAAGGCGGGAAGGAGGACAUGUUAGAGAUAAAAAACUAGGGAUAUCACAAUCGUAG
Histoplasma mississippiense is the source of this 1080-nucleotide messenger RNA. RefSeq lists its product with no specific name. Bases 1 to 1080 code for a protein of 359 amino acids. NCBI's taxonomy places the organism in Eukaryota, Fungi, Ascomycota, Eurotiomycetes, Onygenales, Ajellomycetaceae. The record is from RefSeq and is a predicted model, not a curated record. The transcript has 5 exons.